CCCCUUUCCGACGCCCCCCGGAAGCCCCCCAGGAUUGCGGCCGAGGAGGGAAGCAGCGGCUGCGGCUCCGGACACCCCGACAGGAGACCUCCCCAGGUCCGGAGCCAUGUCCCCCGGGGCGUCGUCGUCGUCGUCGUCGUCUUUGUCUUUGCCGGCGGCCCCUCUGCUGGUGGUGCUGCUGACCCUGGGGGGGGGUCCCCAGGCCCGGGGGUCCCCGGGGGACGGCGCCCGGACGUGGGCCCGGUUCCCGCGGCGCCCCUCCCCGGAGGAGCAGCGGGCCCCGCAGGGCACCUUCCCCGCCGGGUUCCGCUGGGCGGUGGGCACGGCCGCCUACCAGACGGAGGGCGGCUGGCGGCGGCACGGGAAGGCCCCGUCCGUGUGGGACGCCUUCACCCACCGGGCCUCCCGGGAGCGGCCCCGGCCGCCCACGGGGGACGUGUCCGGCGACGGGUCCCACCACGUGGCCCGGGACGUCGAGGCCCUGCGGGCCCUGGGCGUCACCCACUACCGCUUCUCCAUCUCGUGGGCCCGGGUCCUGCCCCGGGGCGGGGGGCCCAACCGGCGGGGCCUCCGCUACUACCGGCGCCUGCUGCGGAGGCUGGGCGAGCUGGGCGUGGAGCCCGUGGUCACCCUCAACCACUGGGACCUGCCCGCCGGCCUGCAGGAGGCCCACGGCGGCUGGGCCAGCCGGGCCGUGGGGGACAUGUUCCGCGACUACGCCGAGCUCUGCUUCCGACACUUCGGGGCCCGGGUCAAGUACUGGAUCACGCUGGACAACCCCUACGUGGUGGCCUGGCACGGCUACGCCACCGGGAGGCUGGCCCCCGGCGUCCGAGGGGGACGCCGCCUCGGCUACCGGGUGGCCCACAACCUGCUGCUGGCUCAUGCCAAAGUCUGGCAUCUCUACAAUACUUCAUUUCGUCCUACUCAAGGAGGCCAAGUGUCCAUUGCACUUGGCUCCCAUUGGAUAAAUCCUCAAAACAUGACUGAGAAUGACAUCAAAGAGUGUCAAAAGUCCCUUGACUUCGUGCUGGGCUGGUUUGCUAAGCCCAUAUUUCUAGAUGGCGACUACCCCCAAAGCAUGAAGGAUAACCUCUCAUCUCUUCUGCCUGAUUUCACUGAAUCCGAGAAAAGGUUCAUCAAGGGCACGGCUGACUUUUUUGCUCUUUCCUUUGGACCAACUCUGAGUUUUCACCUCUUGGACUCUCAAAUGAAGUUCCAGCAGUUGGAAUCCCUAAGUCUGAGGCAGCUCCUUACCUGGAUAGACCUUGAAUAUAACCACCCCCAGAUAUUCAUUGUGGAGAAUGGCUGGUUUGUCUCUGGCAGUUCCCAGAGAGAUGAUGCCAAAUAUUUGUAUUAUCUCAAAAAUUUCAUUAUGGAAACCUUAAAAGCCAUCAAAUAUGAUGCGGUCAAUGUCACUGGGUACACUGCGUGGUCCCUCGUGGAUGGCUUUGAAUGGCACAGAGGGUACAGCAUUAGACGCGGACUGUUCUACGUCGAUUUCCUGAGCCGCGAGAAGAAGUUGCUGCCCAAGUCUUCAGCCUUGUUCUACCAGAAGCUGAUCGAGAGGAAUGGCUUUCCUCCCUUACCUGAAAAUCAGCCCAUUGAGGGGACAUUUCCCUGCGGCUUUGCCUGGGGGACCGUCGACAACUACAUUCAAGUAGACACAACUCUUUCCCAGUUUACUGACCCAAACAUAUACCUGUGGGAUGUCCGCGAGAGCCAGAAGCUUAUUAAAGUGGCCGGGGCUUUUACCCCAAAGCGGGAGCCACACUGUGUGGACUUCGCUACCAUCAGACUCCAAAUCUCCUUACUUCAGGAAAUGCACAUAACUCAUUUUCUUUUCUCGUUGAAGUGGGACCUGAUUCUCCCCUUGGGCAACCAGUCUCAAGUCAACCAUACGAUGUUGUACUACUACCGGUGUUUUGUUAGCGAACUAGCUCGGGUCAACAUCACGCCGGUGGUUGCUCUGUGGCAGUACACCCCGGAGCACCAAGGACUCCCCCUCUCCUUAGCCAAGCACGGGGCCUGGGAGAACCCCCAGACCAUCCAGGCCUUCGUGGACUACGCCCAGCUCUGUUUUAGAGACCUCGGCCCCUACGUCAAACUGUGGCUCACGAUGAAGGAACCUUUCCUGCAGAAUCUGACCUACUCCGCUGGGCAUAACCUGCUGAUAGCCCACGCCUUGGCCUGGCACGAGUACGACAGAUCGUUUCGAAGCUCCCAGAAGGGCCAGAUCUCCAUAGCCCUGGAAGCCAACUGGGUGGAGCCGGCCUGCCCUUUCUCCCAGAAAGACAAAGAGGUGACCGACCGCGUCCUGGAAUUUGGCAUCGGCUGGCUCGCCGAACCCAUCUUCGGCAGCGGGGACUACCCCCAGGUGAUGAGGAAGUGGCUGCACAGGCAAAACAACUUCCUCUUGCCUUAUUUCACGGAGGAGGAGAAGAAGCUGAUCCGGGGCUCUUUCGACUUCUUUGCCUUGAGCCACUACACAACCAUCCUGAUGAACUGGGAAAAGGAGAAUCCGGCCAAGUACGAUGCUUAUCUAGAAGUGCAGCCCAUGAAAGACACCACCUGGAUAAACUCCCCCAAAAUGGUGGCCGUGGUGCCCUGGGGGCUGCGCAAGGUCCUUAACUGGAUUAAAGGCAAAUACGGCGACAUCCCCAUCUACAUCACUUCCAACGGCAUUGACGAUGAUCCUCAUUUGAUGCAGGAUAAGCUGAGGGGGUAUUAUCUGCAGAAUUACAUCAAUGAAGCCUUAAAAGCCUACGUAUUGGAUGAUAUCAACCUCUGUGGCUACUUUUUUUAUUCGUUUAAUGACCGAACCUCUCCCUCGUACGGACUCUACCGUUAUGCCGCUAAUCAGUAUGAGGCGAAGCCAUCCAUGAGACACUAUCGUAAAAUUAUUGACAGCAACGGCUUUCCGGGCCCCGGGACUCUGGGAAGGUUCUGCCCGGAAGAGCCAGAUCUGUGCACCGAAUGCAGCUUCUUCCAGACCCGAAAGUCCCUGCUGGCCUUCACCUCAUUUCUCCUUUUUGCUUUUAUCGUUACCAUUUCUCUGAUCAUUUACUACUCCAGGGCCGCACCUACCCCCCAAAAACUGAACCCCCCGGGGGGUGGAGGGAAAGACAAACCCCUGGGCGGGAUACUGCCUUGAUCGUUCCUGCCUCUCCCAGGGCUUUUCACGCUUCUCCUCUUGAUGUUCCCAGCUCCAGAUUGUCAUUCAUUGUGGUCAGGCUGAAUUGUUUCCCCCCACUCCCUUUGGUUGAGUUAUUUGCAAGUAGGCAAGAUGCCAAGCUCGUUAUUUGCAACAACAGGCAAAUUACCAAGCAUCCUUUAGCCUGCCAUCACCGGGUAUCGGCCUUCUUGGUGAAGGGCAGUGGAAUCCUGAGCCAAUAGUCCCCUCUUCUCUCCCCCGCUACCCCCUGAAUUUUCAAAACUGGUACCUAGACCUCUGAUCUGUGAACCAAAAGGCCUUGGAGUGACAGGUGCUCCCCAGUGGGUCAUUCUCAGAUGAACACCACUCGCCAUUAGAACUUUUUGGAGCACGCCAAGGGGUCCUGAGCCUAACUAGGCUUGGCCAGAGCCAGCCUAGGGUACCCCACCUGCCAUCAGUGACGAUGUUUAUCGCGUACCCACUGGCCUCAAUGCCCUGUACUCAGCAUUUGGGGAAAGCAGAACGGAGCACGAGAUACGUUCUCGGCUCACAAGGAGCUGCUGCGCCAGUGGAGGAGCUUAAAUUAACCUGCCUCGUGACAGGCCGGUCACUUAGACCUACUGAAAUCCAGUUCAUAGUGUGGGCCUCCCCCAAGAUUGCCUCCUGUGGGGAAGGAGGCCUCUUAAGGGAGGUCGUGGGUUGGCUUGUGACACAAGUGCAUUAGCAUUCACUGAAUUCACUGGAAAAUUCUGUGCUGUGAAGUGUGCUCUUGUGGUGUAGACAACACUGGAGGCGGGAAAGAAGGCAGCACUGGUUCUGGAGUCUGGAAGGCUGGAUCCUUCCCUCGUUCCUCUGAGGGUUUGGGAAUGCUAGCCGCUAGCGUGGGGGCGGGCAAAGCCUCUUGCACUACUUCAAGUUGAUCACUGUCUACACCCCAGCUACUGGAAAGCCCUUUUUGUGCUGUUGCGUGUUUUACUGCGACGCAGAUGGUUUUGUUCAUAUUUUUAAAUCUUUGAUGUUUGCAGAAGAGUGGAAUUCAUGCCAAUUUUAAGAGGAAUUUUUACCGCUACCGCAUUUGCCUCAGAUUUUUUUUUUUUUGAGUUUGUGUUUGAAAGACUCAUAAGUGAACAAUCCUGGUAUUAGAUCAUUAAAAGAUGCUCUUGCUUUGGCCA
Messenger RNA from Tachyglossus aculeatus (Australian echidna), 4326 nucleotides. RefSeq names its product klotho (gene KL). Gene Ontology annotation, molecular function: hydrolase activity, hydrolyzing O-glycosyl compounds. Gene Ontology annotation, biological process: carbohydrate metabolic process. The record is from RefSeq and is a predicted model, not a curated record. NCBI's taxonomy places the organism in Eukaryota, Metazoa, Chordata, Mammalia, Monotremata, Tachyglossidae.